AUGGCUGUGAAUUUACUCGGCCAUUCAGAUAUUGAUGCACGCGUAAUUCUUAAUGUUGGCGGUACACGUUUCGAAACAUCGAAAUCUACAUUAAAAAAAUUACCGGCAACACGUCUAUCGAAAUUAACUGAACAGUUAUCAUCGUAUGAUCCAAUAUUAAAUGAAUAUUUUUUUGAUCGUCAUCCAGGUGUGUUUUCUCAAAUAUUAAAUUAUUACCGCACCGGAAAAUUACAUUAUCCUAUAAAUGUUUGCGGACCUCUUUUUGAAGAUGAACUAUCAUUUUGGGGUUUGCAACGCGAAGAAGUUGAACCAUGUUGCUGGAUGACUUAUACAAAACAUCGUUCAACAGCUGAAACACUAUCAAUUUUAGAUAGUCUAGAAUUAGAUACAGUGCGUUCAUCUCAACAGGAAGUUAUAAAAAAAUUCGGUUGGGACGAUGAUUUCGAUUAUAUUCAAGGCAAUUUACCACGAUAUAAAAAAGUGAUGAUGAUCGUAUGGCAAAUAUUCGAAGAACCGCGUUCAUCGACGAUUGCUAAAGUUAUUACUGUGAUUUCAAUAUUUUUUAUACUUGUAUCUAUAUUAUCAUUUGUUUUACAAACAUUAUCAAUGUUUCGUAUAACUGAUAUUGAUUUUGUCACUGUUUAUAUUAAUAAAACUGCCACCGAUCGAACGCCAACAUUAAGUCGACAACAAGUUCAUCCAUCUUUCGACGUUGUGGAAUGGAUAUGCAAUACAUGGUUUGUAUUUGAAAUUAUGAUAAGAUUUAUUGUUACGCCGAACAAGAAAGAAUUUUGUAAAUCAACUUUAAAUAUUAUUGAUUUUCUCGCAACAACUUGGUUCUUUUUCACAUGGGCAUUGAUAAAACUACAUGUCAAUGAUAAUGAAGCACUUGAUUUAUUGUCCACCAUACGGAUCAUGCGGCUAUUUAAAUUAUUUAAUCAUCAUCCUGGCUUGAAAGUUAUUGUUACAUCAAUGAAAUAUUCGUCGUCUGUUUUAUGGUUAUUGAUAUUUUUCGUUUUAAUUGCGGUUGCCGUAUUUGCUUCAUUGAUUUAUUAUGCUGAACGCAUGACAACCCGACAUCCCGACGAGAAUAUGUUUCGUUCGAUACCAGAUGCGUUAUGGUUCAAUAUGAUUACAAUGUCAACUAUUGGCUAUGGAGAUUUAUAUCCGAAAACUAUGUUAGGAAUGUUAAUUGGUGCUGUUUCCACAGUCGCUGGUGUAUUGAUUAUUGAUUUGCCAAUGCCAAUUAUUGUCGAGUCGUUUGCAAAUUUUUAUACACAUCUUCGAGCGCGAUCGAAACUACCGAAGACUCGACGAAAAAUUGGCCCAGCUGAAUCAAAAAUUAAAAAACGAACAGCAAUGGCUACACUCGAUAAUGGACAAAAUCUUAAAUUACUUGGACAAACAGCGAGAGCAUCGAUAUUUGGCAAUAAAACUCUAACUAGUCAUAAUAUUAAAUCUUCAGUUGCUUAA
Molecule: messenger RNA, 1473 nt
Organism: Rotaria socialis
Lineage: Eukaryota; Metazoa; Rotifera; Eurotatoria; Philodinida; Philodinidae
Source: the annotation of a GenBank genome assembly